AUGGCUAUCGUCCGCACCACGGUUAUCACGGGUUUGCUUGGCACUUCGAGCGCAGCCGCCUACCUGGCCGCCCGGAACCCCGUCAUCUCCCCUCUAGCCGCCAACGACCCCAUCUGGGCCUCAAAGCUCUUCAAAAAACACAACCCCUCGCGCAACCCGGCUACGCAGGACGUCUGCAUCAAACGCAUACCCUUUAGCAAGAUCCGCGCGGAGCUGCUGCAGAACGACGGCCCGCUCGUCCUCGAGUUCUGCCGGGGCGUGUGGAGCGGAUGGGGCUUCGCCGUCCAGCGCCGCUAUCUCGACUUCAAGUGGCGCGGCCCCGAGACGAGCCAGCACCUCUGGACCAACGAGCAGCUUGCAGACAGCACCUACGAAAAGGGCACCGCCAUCACGGAUCACUUUGAGGUCGUCGACAAGACACCCACCGCCAUCACCGUGCGCUGCGGCGACUCGCCCAGGAACCAGCCCCUACGACCCUCGGACGGCCUCUUUGAGAUUAGCGCCACCAUUGACAGGCAACGCGAGGAGGUCGAGCUGCGUCUCAAGAGCUGUCUGUUCUCGAGCCAGGGCAAGAUGGACGGGGUCAAGGGCCCGAUGCCCUCGUGGAUGGAGGAGCUGCACCAAUGGUACGCGAGGAUCUGGGCCGAGACGGGAUCCUGGAAGCUCCUCAAGUAG
Molecule: messenger RNA, 675 nt
Organism: Emericellopsis cladophorae
Lineage: Eukaryota; Fungi; Ascomycota; Sordariomycetes; Hypocreales; Bionectriaceae
Exons: 2
Coding region: 1-675 (224 amino acids)
Source: RefSeq, a predicted model, not a curated record